GAUCAGUCGAGCAAUGGGGAACAUUCAUCGCCGAGGAAGACUGCGAGGAACACGUCCAGACUGACGACGCCCACCAAGAACAGAUCGUUCUCUCGAGGCUCGAGAUCUCCGAAUCUGAAGAGCCCUGAUUCGACGCCCAGCACUCCGGGGGCUUCCGAAAAGAAAAAAUUGCCAAUGAAUAAAAUUCAAGUGGGUUCCGCGCCUUCACCGAAUCUAAAGGUGAAGUCGAAGAUUGGAUCCCUUGCAAAUACCAGCUACAAACCGGGCGGUGGGAACGUCAAGAUUGAACACAAGAAGAUCGACCUUUCAAGCGCUCAUUCCAAGAUCGGUUCUAAGAACGAGCAUUACGUUCCAAGUGGCGGAGAAAAAAAGAUAAUAAGUCAGAAGCUGCAGUGGAGUGCAAAAUCUAAGAUCGGUUCUUUGGAGAACACCACGCACAAACCGAAAGGUGGUGACAAAAAGAUCGAAUCGAUCAAAUUGGAUUUCAAGGAUAAAGCAAAGUCCAAGGUUGGAUCCAAGGAUAACCUGAAACACGUCCCGGGCGGCGGCGAUAUAAAGAUCGAGACCAAGAAACUGCAGCUGAAAGUCGAGAGCAAGAUCGGAAGUCUGGAUAAUGUGAAGUACAAGCCCGGCGGCGGCGACAAGAAGAUCUUCGACGACAAAGAGUACCUGAGGCAAAUGUCCGCAUUGUCCAACGAAGAAGGCGGAUCUCAGAACUCGUUACCGUCCCAGCCGUCAGAUGCGAGAGAGCCCGUCUCCGAUGAGAACCUUAACAGAGAGAACUAAUUCAACUCUAAAAUCCAUGAUUCUACUUGAUUAAUUUUUAUCUUGUUGUUGCUACCAAAUAUAUUUUUCUAACUGUAACGACAUUUACAACAUCGUAGAGUCCACUUGUUUUUUGUUGUUGAUUUUUUUUUAUUAAUUUGUAUUUAAAGCAUGCACUAAAACUACAUUUA
Molecule: messenger RNA, 956 nt
Organism: Nicrophorus vespilloides
Lineage: Eukaryota; Metazoa; Arthropoda; Insecta; Coleoptera; Silphidae
Gene: tau
Product: microtubule-associated protein tau
Exons: 5
Biological process (GO): microtubule cytoskeleton organization; neuron projection development
Cellular component (GO): neuron projection
Molecular function (GO): microtubule binding
Source: RefSeq, a predicted model, not a curated record